Molecule: messenger RNA, 1263 nt
Organism: Ectocarpus siliculosus
Lineage: Eukaryota; Phaeophyceae; Ectocarpales; Ectocarpaceae
Source: the annotation of a GenBank genome assembly
AUGGAGAAAUUCAGUAAAUGGGCCGAUCGGUCUUCGGGGGUGAACCCGUUCGUUCCCUUCCCGCCCCGGUCUCCCAAGUCUCUCUGCCUCCUGGUUCCGGUGUACCUCCUGCGGCUGUGCCUGGCCCUCGUCCGCAUGCCGGUGGCGCUGUCCCUUCUCAUGACGGCUUCCGUCGGAGGCGCUCUGUCCAGAUACUUGCCGGUGUUGAUGGCGUUUUGGGCGGCGGAGCGAGCGAUGAACGGGUUUUCGUCCGACCAGGUCUGGAGCACGAGGUUUCUCCUGGCGAUCCCGCUGCUGGUGUUUGCUCAGUUCGGAGCAUCCGUGUUCCGGGUGUUCCUGGUGCGGAUCCCCCUCCGGCUAGCGCUGUCCGUGAUGGGCAUCAAGCUGGAGGAAAAACACGCCGACCUCAGGCGCCUCGGAUUACGGUCGCCGGCAGCGGAGCCGCCUUCUGGUCGGCCCGGAGGGGGCAUCUACCGGGGCGAUAUCAUCGUUAGAAACAGCUGCUGCUUUCUCGAGGUGCUGUACCUCCAGUCUCGGGUCACCCCGCAGUUCACGGCCAUCGCCGCGGGAGGGGGAUCAGCACCGGUGAAUUUGACUAGAAUCCGGUUUGUCUCUGCGGUGCUGGGCUCGUUCCGGGGGCCUCCUGCAGCCGGCGCCCUCAAGAAGGAGCAAACUUUGCGUGAUAUCGUCACGGCACCACGAGGAAGGACGCGCUCUAUCGUCGUCGCCCCCGAGGCGGCGCGCACAAACGGAGCCGGGGUCUUGCAGCUAUCCCGGGUGUUCGACUCCUUGGCGCAUCCCCCCUCAGGGGACACCAGCGGCUACGUAGCCCAGCCGGCGGUGCACCUGGUGACGUUUUCGUACAACAGGGGCGGCAGAGGCGACGGCGGGGGGCGGGGGGGGUUCAGCCCGGCUCAGCCCGUGGGGUCGGCGUUGCGGCAGCUCUUCUGGCUUUGCUCUCAGUUGUCGCGAACCACGAUGGAAGUUUCUUGGGUGGCGGCUGCAGACGUGCCCAGGUUUCCAAUGAGGGCGAUCAGUCGCAUUUCCUCAGAUCCUUCUCGGAAGUUUCCUGGCCCGUCUCAGCUGCAGACGCCAGCGGCUUGGACAGAGGAGAUUCGGUCGCUGAUGGCGGCGAUGAUCGGACGGCCCAAGCUUGCGCUCGGCAGCAAGGACUUCGCCACCUUCGUAGCAUACUACGACCUGGUCAGCAAGGGAGACAAGGCUGGGGCGGCCGCGCUCGCAGACUCUCGCAGCAAGAACUGA